AUGGAUGAGGAUAAACUUAAACGAUUUUUAGUGGAGUUGCCAUCAGCCUUGGGUUUUCAAAACAGUUCGCGAGUUAAAGAAUACGUGUACAAGGCGCUAUACUUUAUCUCGACAAACAAUGGCCAAUAUCUACUGUGCUUGUUCCCCGAUCUUUCCCGCAUUGAAGAAACAGAUCGCGACAAACUUGAGGGUUCCGAUUUUACUUUGGAAGCCUUAGACAAGCUCCCAUCUCUUCAAAAACCGGAAUCUAAAGAGUAUUCUCACGCAAUAGACAAGCCUUGUGCUCGGCUAUUCAAGGCUGGCGAUCUGGUUUAUAGAUGUGAAGAGUGUGGUUUUGAUGACACGUGCGUAUUGUGUUCAUAUUGCUUUAAUGAGCAAGACCACUUGGGUCAUUCAGUCCUGGUUUACACAUCUUCUGGGACUUCGGGUGGUGUUUGUGAUUGUGGAGACCCAGAAGCAUUUGUCAGUACGUUGCAUUGCAAAUGUUCUGCAAAAAAGGCAGCUAACACCUUUUCAAGGGAAGCUCCGGCAAAUACUCCCAGUUAUGAUUAUUUAUAUCAAACAAUUAAAUUGUGUCUCGAUUAUGUAUUAGACGUUACCAACUCGAAUGUUUGUACGUUGCCCAUCAUUCACGAGCAUAUGAAUAAAGGGUUACUCAAUUUCAAUCCGAGAUCAUUAUCAAAUUAUUUUUCUUUACCUAGCGGGAAAUAUGGUGGGGCGGGUGAUGUGAAUUCCAAUUAUUGGAAUUUAAUUUUGUGGAAUGAUGAGUUUCAUGAUUUGGGACAAGCAAUACAUGCCAUACGAUUAGGUCUUUCAUGCAACGACAACAAAGCAACCCAAAUUGCAACAAAAAUUGACAAAGAAGGCUAUUGUGUUUUGAAAGGUGCUUCUACUUACGAGGCGUUGAUGAAAUCCAAGGAACUUGUCGAAAGAGGUGGUUUAGUUGCAACAAUAACAUCAACAAGAGAUCUUUUCAGAGAACUUAUCGUGAGGGCGAUUAUUUUAUGGCUAGAUGACAUUUUGGACUCUUAUGAUGAACAAUUCAAACUCAAAAGUCAGGACGUGUUGGCACAUCUUCUCUUGGGUAACGAUUACAAAUUCGCAAAAGUAUUUCCCGAAGAAUUUUUGCGUGGGCUCACGCAUGGUACCAUGGAUGAAUGUUUCAAGAACGGUAUUCCUGUUGAGGAUAAAUUUGUAACCAGAUUCAAUUCAAAUCAAGUCAGGACGCCCAUCAGCAAUUUGGACCUACGUGAACGGUUAAUGUUUCUUCUUGCAGAACCUGAAUUGGAGCUUCCAUUCUCGAGAUUUCAGAUUCUUCUAAUCUUUCAAAUAAGAUUCCCCAAACUUGUUCGGAAAAAGUUGGUGUCUAUUUUGUUGCCGCUACUUGUAGCCAAUCUUGACCUCAAGGGGAACUUUGCAAAGCAAUUCACGGAAAUAUACCCCAUGCUACUAGCAAUAUGUGCAUACCUGGACAGAGAAGACCACUUGAAUCUCAUUACUGAAAUAUCAUCUCAGCUUUAUACUUGUCCUGUUACUGUGAAGAAACUUUUAGAAAUGUCUUAUGCAAACUAUAUCAUCAGCGGGCUCACGAGAAUUAUUGAAGAAAGCUGCUCAGUUUGGGACGAAGAUAUUGGCCAUUGUAUAUUUGUCGACUCGGAUACUGACUCUCAAGCUGACAGGAGGUUGAAAAGAGCUCUUCUCAGGGGUAUACAUGAUUGGGGCCAUUUCUCUUCGCCAAGCUUGGGACAAGAAGCUUUGCAAACGUAUUUGCGUCCUAAAAACUUCGUGUUUCUUGUACUGUUUUUGAAACUUUUUCAUGAUUAUUUGCCAAUGACCAGAAAGCGUGGGGAGCAUGUACAACAAGAACUGAUUACAUUCAGGCUACACCCAGCAAUUUCCAUGCCUAUUCUCUCGUCGUUGAGAGAUAUAGCAGCUAGUCAAGUAGGUCAUCCAAAUUUGGAUUGGGCGAUUGAAAAGCUUGCAAAUUUCCUUGCCGGUGAAGAGAUGUACCGGGUUGAAUAUGGACUCGAUAACAUAAAGGUUAGUAUGCAUUCGCAUGCAUUUGUUCACCCAUUAACAAGUUUCUUGUCGUAUCUAAUUCAAUUUAAUGGGUACAGUGUGUUGUACCCGAUGUUGGAGGAUCAAUCAAGAGCCAUCAUUGUGUUGUCAGAUGCAUCUUUGAGAAGUAUUGUUUUAGGGUCUCAAAUCAAAAUUGGAUUUUGGAUCAGAAACGGCAUAUCAGCGUCACGUCAAGCAAGUAUGUAUUUCGGACCAAUUAUGUCGGACUUUACAUUUGCACGAGAUGUACAUUUACAGCAAAUUGCGUUGUUGAUGGGUAAUCCCGAAGAGAUGGUAUCGCAUUUUUUGGCGAGAUGGGAAUUGAGUGACUGGUUUUCAAACCGUGUUGAGUAUACUGACACAAUAUAUGAGGAGCGAUUCUUUUCAAUAGUGGAAAGAUUUGUUGGAUUUGUUUACAAAUUGCUCACCGACAGAUCCAUGUUUAGCCGUUUGUCCUUUAAAGAGGCUGAGCUCAAAGAGACAAGGAAAUUUUUGGCCUAUUACUUGUGUGAGAAAGCCAGAAAUUAUACCAAAUUGAAAACAAAAGUGGACUCAGACAUCUGCGAUUUGCCAGUUUUUGACGAGAUCUUGUACGAAAUUGCGGAUUACCAACCACCCUCGUCUUUGCUUGGUACAGGAUUAUACAGGCUCAAGGAUUCUGAGUACAAACAAUUAGAUCCAAUGGGACUAUUUUUAGAUCCGUCAAAGUUUCAAGUUUUGUACGAUGUGUUGAUAAAGAAGUUAUCCAAAACCCAGAAUGUCAAGGAAGACGAAGUUAUUUUGGCUCCAUCUAUUUCACUUUCUGGUUAUUCUUUCGUGGAUAAUGAAAUAGGUGCAUUUUUAAAAACCAAAUUUUUUGUCAAGGUCAUACACAAACUUUUAAGGGUGGCCAUAGACUCUGGUAACGAGUCCUACCUUCCGCAAUUGUUGCACUUGAUACAUGCAAUUAUACUGGAUGAUGAACGUAUUCAUGGAAAGGACUACUUGGCCGAGCUGCUUGUUGAUAUCCCCAUUUGCGAUUUAUUGUUGACUAUUGUCGAAUCUAACAUGUCCAAGCCCGUGAUACACAAAGCCGAUUAUCUUGUCGAACAACUUCUCGUGAAAGACCAAAGGAUUCUUGAAAACUUGGUUAGCUGUUUUGGAGAGGACUACGUUCAAUCUUUUAAAAAGCGUAAAACGCAAUUGUUCGAAACGAAAGCAGAAAAGGACAAGAGGAUCUCCGAGGAGAGGAAAAAGAAGAUCAUGAAAAAGUUUUCAAAAAGGCAAGAAAAGUUUUUGAAAAACAAUGAAAAAUUGAAUCAAGAGCAUGACCAACAAAUGGAACAAGAAGGGGUAGCUGAUGCCAAAGUUUGCGUCAUUUGUGGAGAAAAGGAGAAAGCAGGUCAGGCAUUUGGGACUUUUCUCAUUGCUACGGAAGCACCUUUAUUCUGGGCCAUUGAUAAUUUGUUUGAAUACGAUUCAUCGAAAGUUUGGUCUGAAGACUUGUAUGCCUAUUCUAAUAAGUUUCGGUUUGGGAAAGGUUAUAAUAUUUACUCAAAAUGGUCGCACUUUCAAAAGCCCGUAUUUUCAUCCUGUGGUCAUGGUCUUCAUUACGAAUGUUUUAAGCGAGGGGUAGGUCAUACAAAGUAUUAUCCAUGUCCCUUGUGUCGCACUUAUCAUGAUGCAUUUAUGCCCUUUGUUGCCCAUGAACCAUCUGACGUCCAAGCCUUGCGAAAAAUAAUCUUUGACAACACUGUUCCCGAACUGGGUCGCAGUAAGAUGGACAUUUUGCGCGAUGUUUUUGUUCCCGAUAACCAUGGAAUUCGCUAUAGUCAUUUCCUUGAGCUGAAAAGCAGGUAUGUGAAUAAUUUUGAUCAUUGGCUUGUGGGUAUGAGUAAUACCAUUCAAAUGAGUGAAAUUGGAACUAGGUUGAAUGGUAUAUCUGGCUAUUCUGAUUUUUUAAGACAGAUCCCUCAAAGCAGCAAGAAUUUGUUCAAGGCGUUGGCUCAAGCUCAAGUCGUGAUUGCUGAUCUUUGUGAUCCAUUGGAGAGGAAGACAUGGGAGAAUGAACGGGGAUAUUUGCGUAAUAAUCUAGAGUAUGGUGAUGCAGAUUGGCUAGCCGGGGGCUUUGUUGAAACAUUAGCUCAAUUUUUCACUUCAGAGCAAUCUUUAGCCACACUAGCAAGAAAAGAGGUGUCAAAAAUUAUCAGCAAAUUGAUGGCUCGUCUUAGUAUGGAUUGGGAGGAGGCUGAAGCUUUUGUGACACCAAAGGAAAACCGUGGUUAUGAAGCAUCUGGAUUUGAAGAAUUUACCCAAUUGUGGUUGGCUUCAGGUUUGCCUUCCAGCUUGGAAAGCUACAUGCGUCAUAUGUUUGAUUUGGUACAACAAGUCUUGGGUGUAUACUUGAGGCAAGUGGUUAUAUUGCAAUACAUUUUACUAAGCGAGUGUGACGGUACAUAUGCUUUCGAUGGUGAGAUAUAUACAAAAAUGGCAGAGGAUAUUAAGACUCAGCCAAAUGUGUUUGACAUAGCCCCGUUGACCAGGGUGUUGCAGAUUCCUUCACUCGCUGAAUUUUUUACUCGCAUACGGGAUCCUCAAACGCUUGAGCAUAGAGAAUACGAAAUGUUUCGCAAUAUGCCGCUGGGUAAUUAUACUGAUCGAUUGCUUGCACUUGACUCACCGGAACAAGUUCAUUUAUGUACCUUGCCGAAGGAUUAUCAGGAUGGAUUGUUAAAGUUGUCAGAGAUGAAUGUUUUGCGCAAAUGUAUCUGUAUGUUUUGUGGUCAAUGGAUAAGCAAGGGCCAACAACACAUUCAUAUGCAAAGUUGUUCCAAAUUUGGAAUCCUUUUUGACCCGGAGAGAAACCUUUUACGAAUCUGCAUCCUUGUUGGCGAGAAUUCACUUGUGCUAGAAAUUCCCGGUCCUUAUGUCACAAAGCAUGGUGAACCAAAGGGAACAAGAACCAAAGGUAAAGCUUUAAUGAAUGAAAACAAGUUAAAGGAAUUGAACAGGCUUUGGCUUAAUCAGGGCCUAUAUAGCUACGUUUCAAGACCGUUGUUUGGAAGCGCUCCGAAUAUGAUGAUGCCAAACUUUGGUAUUCUUCCUGGUGUUGGCGCAGGUGCUAUGGACAUCGAUGACGACGAUGGAGCAUUUUGGGAAGCUGGUCCGGAUGAUGAUGAUGAGGACGACGAGUUUAUGUUUACAUAA
Messenger RNA from Lodderomyces parapsilosis, 5244 nucleotides. It is a transcript of the gene UBR1, whose product is annotated as E3 ubiquitin-protein ligase. Lineage: Eukaryota; Fungi; Ascomycota; Pichiomycetes; Serinales; Debaryomycetaceae. Gene Ontology annotation, biological process: protein ubiquitination; ubiquitin-dependent protein catabolic process via the N-end rule pathway. The transcript has a single exon. Gene Ontology annotation, molecular function: ubiquitin protein ligase activity; zinc ion binding. Bases 1 to 5244 code for a protein of 1747 amino acids. The record is from RefSeq and is a predicted model, not a curated record. Gene Ontology annotation, cellular component: ubiquitin ligase complex; cytoplasm.